AUGGAGAUAGAGGUGGCGAGCUGCAGUCAGAAAGGUGCUGCUGGCGGCGGUGCUGAGGGAGAAGUCAGGGGUGUUUACUUGGUUUGGCAGGAUCUCACGGUGGUGUUGCCAAACUUUGCUAAUAAACCAACGAAAAGGUUGCUUCAAGGACUUUGUGGAUAUGCUGAGCCUGGAAGGAUCAUGGCUAUUAUGGGUCCAUCUGGCUCUGGAAAAUCCACACUUCUUGACUCUCUUGCAGGUAGACUCGCCAGAAAUGUGGUCAUGACCGGGAAUAUUCUUCUAAAUGGGAAGAAGAAGAGACUAGACUAUGGUGGUGUUGCUUAUGUGACUCAGGAGGAUGUGAUGUUGGGAACUCUCACAGUGAGAGAAACUGUAAGCUACUCAGCUCAGUUAAGGCUUCCAGAUAACUUGUCCAAAGAGGAAGUGAAAGACAUUGUGGAGGGAACAAUUAUGGAAAUGGGUCUCCAAGAAUGUGCUGAUACAGUGAUUGGGAAUUGGCAUUUAAGGGGAAUAAGUGGUGGGGAGAAGAAGAGACUUAGCAUAGCACUUGAAAUCAUCACAAUGCCAAAAAUAUUGUUCCUGGAUGAACCUACUAGUGGCCUUGACAGUGCCUCGGCUUUCUUUGUAGUUCAAUCUCUCAGAAACAUUGCUCGCGAUGGGAGGACAGUUAUCUCCUCUGUUCACCAGCCAAGUAGUGAGGUUUUUGCGCUGUUUGAUGACCUUUUCUUAUUAUCUACUGGUGAAACUGUUUAUUUUGGAGAGGCAAGGAUGGCUGUUGAGUUCUUUGCUGAGGCUGGCUUUCCAUGCCCAAGUAGAAGAAAUCCUUCUGAUCACUUCCUCCGAUGUAUAAAUUCAGACUUUGACACCGUAACGGCCACAUUGAAAGGUUCUCAAAGACUGCGCGAUAAACCAACAUCAUCAGACCCUUUCUUGGAUAUGGCAACAGCAAAGAUCAAGGCUGCCCUUGUUGAAAAGUACAGGCGCUCAAAGUACGCAAAAACGGCCCGAGCUAGGAUUCAAGAAAUCUCUAAAAUUGAAGGACUUGAGGAAGAAAUUCAGAAGGGAAGUCAAGCAAGAUGGUUGAAGCAACUUACAACAUUGACAAAACGAUCAUUUGUCAACAUGUGUAGAGAUGCAGGAUAUUACUGGGCUAGGAUAGUGAUAUAUAUACUUGUAUCUAUUUGUGUUGGAACCGUCUUCUAUAAUGUUGGCUAUGGAAAUACUGCAAUUCUCGCGCGGGUAGCCUGUGGUGCAUUUAUUACAGGUUUCAUGACCUUUAUGUCUAUCGGAGGCUUUCCUUCCUUCGUUGAAGAAAUGAAGGUUUUCAAUAAAGAAAGGCUCAAUGGAUAUUAUGGAGUUGCAGCUUAUACCCUCUCUAAUUUCUUCUCUUCAUUUCCAUUUUUGGUUGCAAUUUCACUUAUCACCGGGACUAUAACUUUUUACCUGGUGAAAUUUCGAUCCGAAUUUUCGCAUUAUGUGUUCUUCUGCCUCAAUAUCUUUUUCAGCAUCACUGUGAUUGAGAGUCUGAUGAUGGUGGUAGCUUCAUUGGUUCCGAAUUACCUGAUGGGAAUUGUGACAGGAGCCGGCAUAAUUGGAAUUAUAAUGAUGACAUCUGGGUUCUUUAGGUUGCUGCCUGAUCUUCCUAAGAUAUUUUGGCGCUACCCGAUUUCAUAUAUCACUUUUAGUUCAUGGGCACUUCAGGGUGCCUACAAGAACGACUUCAUUGGCCUUGAAUUCGACCCUUUACUACCUGGUGAUCGGAAACUGACAGGCGAGGAAAUCAUUAGAAAAUAUUUUGGGGUCCCAGUAGAUCGUUCCAAGUGGUGGGAUUUGAGUAUAGUGGUGUUCAUCCUUGUAUGUUACCGGCUUCUCUUCUUCAGCAUUCUCAAGAUCAAGGAAAGAGCUUCACCACUGGUUCAGGAAAUUUAUGCCAAGAGGACUCUACAGCAUCUUAACAAAAGGCCCUCCUUCAGGAAAACGCCAUCUUUCGGUUCCAAGAGACACCAGCCUCUCCAUUCACUUUCUUCUCAAGAGGGGCUUAAUUCUCCAUUACACUAAAUUAAAAGAAAACAGAAAACUAUAAGGCAUUGAAAACGUGCCAUUGCUAUUACUGAUUAAUACUGUGUUGAAAUAUCUGCUGUUUGUGUAGCUUACUGAAUCUUUGCUUAUACAAAAAAAAAAAAAAAUAUACAAAGU
Molecule: messenger RNA, 2196 nt
Organism: Theobroma umbraticum
Lineage: Eukaryota; Viridiplantae; Streptophyta; Magnoliopsida; Malvales; Malvaceae
Product: ABC transporter G family member 15-like
Cellular component (GO): membrane
Molecular function (GO): ABC-type transporter activity; ATP binding; ATP hydrolysis activity
Source: RefSeq, a predicted model, not a curated record